AUGAAAAGGAACAGACAGUUGAAGUCAAAGUGGGUAGCUAAACAAUUUUUAGAGGUUUUCAAGAACAGACCCCAUUGGCCAGCAAAAGAGAUAGUUGAAACUAUUAGAAGGGCCUUUAAGAUAGUUGUUGAGAGAGGAUUUGCAUACAAGGUGAAGUAUGCAGCUCAUAGAAUGCUUCAUGGCUCAAUGCAUGAACAUUAUGCAAAGUUGGGAGGCUACAUAGCAGCUUUGAAGGCUGGCAGUCCUGGUAGCUGUGUUGAGUUGGUGACAGUAACAACACUGAACAAACAGCCUGCACCACCACCUGUUUUUCAAAGGUUGUUCACUUGUUUUGAAGGUCUGAAAAAGGGAUGGGAUGGUGAGGGUGUGUGCAUCAUAUCUGAUGAACAUAUGGCCAUUUUGAAUGGUGUGAGAAAUGUUCUCCCUAAGGCUGAACACAGGCAUUGUGCUAGGCACAUAUAUGCUCUGUGGCAUAAGACCUACAAGGGGGAUGAACUGAAGCUGAUGUUCUGGAAAAUAGCCAAGUCAUACAACAUGGCAGAUUACAAUGAAAAUCUUGAGGCUUUGGAGAAACUAGAUCCUGAUGCAGCAAAUGCAUUCAUAGCAUACAAUCCAAAACUUUUCUGUAGGGCUAUUUUGGACACUUCUGUCAAAUCAGAUGCAAUCACCAGCAACAUGGCAGAAACUUUUAAUGGAUAUAUCAUCAAUGCAAGAACAAAACAUCUUAUUUAUAUGCUUGAAGAGAUAAGGGCAAGCCUAAUGCAGAGGCUUGUGUUGAAAAGGAUGGAAAUGCAUAAAUGCAGCUCUGUUUUGUGUCCAAACAUUCAGAAAAGGUUAGAAAUAGAGAAGAACAAGGCUGCUUACUGUGAUGUUAUGCCUUCAUCAGAGACCUUGUUUAAUGUCAGCUAUCAGUUGGAUUCCUUAGUGGUUAAUUUAGAGACUAGAACCUGUACUUGUAGAAAGUGGGACAUGGUUGGAAUACCAUGCUAUCAUGCAGUGGCAUGCAUUUUUUUCUUGCACAAGGAAGCUAAGGCUUAUGUGGACAGAUGUUACUGGAAGGACUUGUAUUUCAAAGCAUAUGCAGGGUCAAUUCCACCUUGUGAAGGGGAGAGACACUGGCCAAGAGUACAGUGGGCUUUGGAUCCUCCCCCAAUUAAAAUAGGGCCUGCCAGACCAAGGAAAAACAGGAUCAAAGAUCCCCAUGAAAAUCCUUCAAGGACUGGUCACCUCACUAGGGCUGGGAUGGAGAUGACAUCCAGUAAUUGCCAAUUGAAGGGCCACAACAAAAGGAAGUGUCCUAAUCCAACCUCCUAUGCCAGUGAGCCUCCCACCAAGAAGCAAGCAACUGCAGCUCAACCUCAACCACAACACCCACCUACUGAUACUGAUGCAGAGGCUCAGUCACAUCAUCAGGCUACAGCACAGCCCAACCAACUUGGUAGGGGUGGUAAAAUGAUCAGAGGAGGCAGGGGCUCAAGAGGGGGAAGGACUAGCUCAGCUUCUGGUGGAGAAAGAAGCACUGCAUCUGCAACAGGACAGGGAAGGGCUAGCAGGGGAUCAACAGGUGGCAGGGGAUCAAGAGGUGGGAGGGGCUCAAGGGGUGGGAGGGGCUCAAGAGGUGGAAGGGGCUCUAGAGGUGGCAGGACCAGCCUUCCAAUUGGUGCUGGAGUGCUGUUUGCAGCUGAUGGUUCUGCUGCAAUAAACCAGGGUCCAUCUCAGUCUGAUGUAAACCAGGGUCCUUCACAAGUCACCCAAAAUGUGCAUCCCACUCAGACAAGCAACAUCUGA
Molecule: messenger RNA, 1788 nt
Organism: Chenopodium quinoa (quinoa)
Lineage: Eukaryota; Viridiplantae; Streptophyta; Magnoliopsida; Caryophyllales; Amaranthaceae
Exons: 4
Coding region: 1-1788 (595 amino acids)
Molecular function (GO): zinc ion binding
Source: RefSeq, a predicted model, not a curated record